Messenger RNA from Solea solea (common sole), 6107 nucleotides. RefSeq names its product histone demethylase UTY-like. NCBI's taxonomy places the organism in Eukaryota, Metazoa, Chordata, Actinopteri, Pleuronectiformes, Soleidae. Gene Ontology annotation, biological process: regulation of gene expression; heart development. The record is from RefSeq and is a predicted model, not a curated record. Gene Ontology annotation, molecular function: histone H3K27me2/H3K27me3 demethylase activity; protein binding; chromatin DNA binding. The transcript has 30 exons. Bases 338 to 4777 code for a protein of 1479 amino acids. Gene Ontology annotation, cellular component: MLL3/4 complex.
AGGGCGUGGCCACGGCGGCGCGUGGGUUCGCUUAGGUGACACAAUUAUAACAACUUUAUCUUCGCUGCCGAAACGCGUUUUUAUUGUGAAAUACUCACAUCCCGGAUUAUUAAACCCAGCUAUUCUCGUUCAAAUCGCGGUGCAAGAUCAGUCUGUGGUGAAAGAUGUGACGUUUGAGGAGCCACCCGGAGAGCGCUUCUGUCCCCCCGAAAGGAUUUACUACAUCGAAUCGCAUCUUUUCAUCCUGGGAAAAAAAGUUUUUCAUCGUUUUGUUUUCUCCACUUUUCCUUCUUUGAUUCGGCAGAGUCGACGGGUUGCCUCCGCGUCGCGAUUUUCCAUGCAAUCGUGCGGUGUGUCGCUCGCCGUCGCUGCCUGCGCUGCUGCUCGGAGUCUCGGCUCGGCUUCUUCUUCUAGUGGUGAUGAGGGAAAGAAAAUGGCGGCGGGAAAAGCGAGUGAAACAGAGGAGGACUUUCCGACACUGACAGCCCAGGAGAGGGACAGCCUGGUCGCGAUAGACAGCUCACUGUUUGGAUUUCAGAAGCUUCAUGAAGAUGGCGCCAGAACGAAGGCCCUGUUAAUGAAGGCUGUCCGCUGCUACGAUUCGCUCAUCCUUAAGGCCGAGGGGAAAGUGGAGCCGGAGUUAUUCUGCCAGCUCGGCCACUUCAACCUCCUCCUGGAGGAUUAUCCAAAAGCAUUAUCGGCAUACCAGAGGUACUACAGUUUACAGUCAGACUACUGGAAGAAUGCUGCCUUUCUGUACGGCCUGGGAAUGGUCUACUUCCACUAUAAUGCCUUUCAGUGGGCGAUCAAAGCAUUCCAGGAGGUGCUGUACAUUGACCCGGGCUUCUCCCGGGCCAAGGAGAUCCACCUUCGCCUGGGUCUCAUGUUCAAAGUCAACACAGAUUAUGAGUCAAGUUUAAAGCAUUUUCAGCUGGCUUUGAUUGACUCCAACCCCUGCACUUUGUCCAAAGCUGAAAUUCAGUUCCACAUUGCUCAUUUGUAUGAGAUUCAGAAGAGAUACCGCGCUGCCAAGGAGGCCUAUGAGAGCCUCCUGCAGACGGAGGAUCUUCCUGCACAGGUGAAGGCCACUACCCUGCAGCAGCUGGGCUGGAUGCACCACACGGUGGAACAGCUCGGGGACAGAGGCACCAGGGACAGCUAUGCCAUCCAAUGUCUGCAGAAAUCUCUGGAGGCCGACCCCAACUCCGGACAGUCCUGGUACUUCCUUGGCAGGUGCUACUCUAGUAUUGGGAAGGUCCAGGACGCCUUCAUCUCCUAUCGGCAAUCCAUAGACAAAUCAGAGGCCAGUGCAGAUACCUGGUGCUCUAUAGGCGUGCUGUACCAGCAGCAGAACCAGCCCAUGGACGCGCUGCAGGCCUACAUCUGCGCUGUGCAGCUGGACCACAGCCACGCCGCCGCCUGGAUGGACCUGGGCACGCUGUACGAGUCGUGCAACCAGCCGCACGACGCCAUCAAGUGCUACAUCAACGCCACGCGCAGCAAGGGCUGCAGCAACGCCACCGCGCUCGCCCACCGCAUCAAAUGUCUGCAGGCUCAGUUGAGUAACCCCCAGCUCAGUAGCCUACAGGGUAAAAGUAAAAUGCUCCCUCUUAUUGAGGAGGCAUGGAGUCUGCCAAUCCCAGCCGAGCUAACCUCCAGGCAGGGAGGCCUGAGCAGUGCACCGCAGCAGGCUUGUAAGCCCAAUCACAGUGCAGAAGGCGGGGGCUCGGGUCAGUCUCUGCCCCCUCACCUGGGCACGCUGGGCCAAGCAGAUGACCAGUCCUGUCCAGCCAAGAGGAGAAGAGCCUCCAGCCCUGCCAAGGGUGAUUUAUGGGCCAGUAAUCCAGGACAACCAGUUCCCAGCUGGUACCUCUCCCCACAGAAAAUACAGGUGCUGGAACAGUUGCGAAGUAACCGUGCCGGCCUGAAGCCCCCACAGCUGCAGAUGCUGGAGCAGCUGGAGUCUCAGCUCGCCAUGAUGCAGCAGCACCAGCACCAGAUGAGACAGAAUGCCUCAGGAGGUCAGGUGCGUCCUUCUCUCCCCAACGGCCCCACCUCCAACUCCCUCCCCUCCCCCAACCCCAGCCUCCACCUCAACCGGCCCCUUCUGGGAGCUCACCGGCCGCUGUGCCCGUCGCAGCCACUGGCCAACGGGCCCGUGGGCCCAGCUGCGACACACGGACCCUCGGACUCCCUCCCCGUGGGCGACAGUAGUAAGAGUAGUACUAACAGUAGUAGUAGUAGUAAUAAUCAGCCGGGGCCCGCGGACACAGGACCCAACGGAGACGUGCCUUACCUGCAACCUGCCGGCAGCGGCGACGCAGCACUGCUACCUCACACCUGCACAAGCACGCAAACACAGGACGCCGCGCCGCACCAGGCCCUGCACCUAAACUCCUCUCAGAGAGUGUCUGUUCCACAUGCGGCGGCCUCCAGCAGUGAGGGGGCACCCUCCCACUCACAGAUCCCCAACUCCACUGCCCCCGUGCCCCCCAACAAUCAGGUUGGACAUUCCACAAACGCCCCAUCGCCACGGCAGCAGCCACACAACCACCUCCUGUCCCCUCCCUCCCUCCCCCACUCCUCUACCUCAGGUGGAGCAGCACCUGGUGCGUCCGCUACCAAAGAUAGCAACACCGCGGCGACGGCAGCGGCGGUGUCCCUCGGGAACGGAGGCUCCGAGGGCAAGGCGCCAUCGCCGCUACCGUCGGCGGAGUGCAAAGCGACACAGGUGGACAGCAUAGCCAAUCACGUUCACACGGGUGACGGUGGCAAGGCGGCGGAAGGCGGCGAGAAGCCGAGCCUUAGCGCAGACAAUCCGAGACUAUCUGCCCUGCUGGCAGGGGGGGAGGGCACCGGCGAGGGGAAGGGCCCAUCAGAAGGGACUGUAUCCAUGGCAACCGCCACGCCCGAGUCCCACAAGAAAGUCAACAACAUCCACCCGGCCGUCCUGCCCUCCACCCCCCACGCGCAGGUCAGCUCGGCCGCCUCCUCGCCCAUCUCCGCCAUAUCCACCGCCACGCCCUCGCCCAAAUCCUCAGAACACACGCAGACGGGCGUCCACAGUCCCGCCACCACGACCGCCGCACCGGCCGUGAACGGGAACGGCAAGGCGGGCAUCUCCGAGGACUCCCAGAGCCCGAUGAAGGCCGAGCCACCCACCACCACCACCACCACCACCGGUCUUAAAGCCACGCCGCCACACAGCUCUUCGUCGUCGUCGUCGUCGUCGGUGUCCAUCUACCCCAGCUCCACUGAUGUGCUGAAGGCGUGCAGAAACCUGGGGAAGAACGGCCUCUCCAACAGCAGCAUCCUCCUCGACAAGUGCCCCCCUCCGCGGCUGCCCCCUCCUCCCACACCAGCUCUGCCCAAAGACAAGCUCAACCCACCCACACCCAGCAUCUACCUGGAGAACAAGCGAGACGCCUUCUUCCCUCCACUGCACCAGUUCUGCACAAACCCCACCAACCCCGUCACGGUCAUCAGAGGACUGGCCGGAGCGCUCAAACUGGACCUGGGUCUGUUCUCCACAAAGACGCUGGUGGAGGCCAACCCGGAGCACCUGGUGGAGGUGUGGACUCAGCUCUCGCAGCCCGCCGACGAGAACUGGGACCCGUCCGGCUCCAAGAAGAUGUGGCGCUGCGAGAGCGCCCGCGCCCACACCACCAUCGCCAAAUACGCCCAGUAUCAGGCCGCUUCCUUUCAGGAAUCCCUGCGGGAGGAGAACGAGAAAAAGGCACUAAAGGAGCCUUCAGACACAGAGCCAGCAUCAGCAGAGAGUGUUGCACGUAAAAGAAGGGGGCCCUUAAAGCACAUCAAGUUUGGAACCAACAUCGACGUGUCGGACGAGAGGAAGUGGAAGCAGCAGCUGCAGGAGCUCAGCAAACUCCCCGCCUUCGCCCGGGUCGUGUCCGCCGGGAACCUGCUCAGCCACGUGGGUCACACCAUCCUGGGCAUGAACACGGUUCAGCUCUACAUGAAGGUUCCGGGCAGCAGAAUACCAGGUCACCAGGAGCACAACAACUUCUGUGCCGUGAACAUCAACAUCGGACCUGGAGACUGUGAGUGGUUCGCCGUGCCGGAGCCUUACUGGGGGGUGAUGAGCAACUUCUGUGAGAAGAACAACAUUAACUUCCUGAUGGGCUCGUGGUGGCCGAACCUGGAGGAUCUGUACGAGGCCGACGUGCCCGUCUACCGGUUCAUCCAGCGUCCGGGCGACCUGGUGUGGCUCAACACGGGGACCGUGCACUGGGUGCAGGCCAUCGGCUGGUGCAACAACAUUGCAUGGAACGUGGGGCCUCUCACUGCUCACCAGUACAAACUGGCCGUGGAACGUUACGAGUGGAAUAAGCUCCAGAGCGUCAAGUCCAUGGUUCCCAUGGUGCACCUCUCCUGGAACAUGGCUCGUAACAUCAAAGUGUCCGACCACAAGCUGUUUGAGAUGAUCAAGUACUGCCUGCUGCGGACGCUGAAGCAGUGUCAGUGGGUGAAGGAGGCCUUGACGUCGGCCGGUAAGGAGACGGUCCUGAGGCCGAGGACCAGGGACGAACCGGCUCACUACUGCACCAUCUGUGAGGUGGAGGUGUUUAACCUGCUGUUUGUGCGCCGCGAGCUCCUGUCGAAGAAGCAGCACGUGGUUCACUGUCAGGACUGCGCGAGGAAAGGCAGCGCCACGCUGGACGACUUUGUGGUGCUGGAGCAGCACAGGAUGGACGACCUGAUGCAGGUCUACGACCAGUUCACAUUAGCUCCUCCCCUUCACUCAUCCUCAUCUUGACAUUAGGCGACGUCGGGGCGGAGCCGCUGACGCCCACCACACAGGAAAAAUCCAGUUUUUCAAACAAUGUGUUGAAAGAAAAAAGGAACAGAACAAGCAUCCACACAUGCACGGACCAUUUCUGAUAUUCAGGAAAGCCAAGGCCGUCUCCCCCAACCCGCCCCGCCUUCCCCCGCCCUCGCCACUGCCCCUCCCGUAUGGCUGGUCUCCAUAGCGACGGCUGGAGGCUGAGUGUGUCUGUCUAUGCAACCUGUUUUGAAAGUGCUGGGGCCUGGCCCUUCCAAAGGGGGGCGCUGCUGCUGCCGCAGCCACCGAGCUCGCUAACAGGACUCGUCUCCCCCUCCCCAUCGCCCCCCCCUCCCCUCUAAUGACAAUGGUUCAGCCCUGUUUUACUGGAGGACUUAAUCAAAGGCGGUUGGGAACGGGGGGCCGAGGGGGGAGGAGCUCCCGGAUUCUUUAAAUGCGUGACAGAAAAAUGUUGGUUUUUUUUUGUAGAUACUUGUUAAACUGACACAACUGGCAACAACACACGUAAAAGACUACUGACUUGACAACCUCUCUCUUUCUCUCUCUCUCUCUCUCUCUCCUUCCUUCCUUCUCUUCUGGUGACAGGAUGAAAAUGUCGGCUUUGAUUUCUCGUUAUUUCCCCGCCCCCCCAGGAGCACGAGCCUAACUGCUCUUUUUCUAUAAUAGAUAGUAAUUUUUCUGACUCUUUGGACAGCAAAAAUCCCCCCCCCCCACCCACCCCUCUUGAAAAAAGAAAAAAAAAAUUUGUAAUGUGAAGAGUUUAGGUGAUUUUUUUCCUCCCUUUUUUCCGUUUUUCUUUACUUUUUAUUUGGUGUUUUUUUAUACAGCUUUUAUGUUUUAUCUUUGUGUUCAAAAACUGUUUUUGUUUCUUAUGUAAAAGAAAAAGAUAGAAAAAUAUGUAAAAAAAACAACAAAGAAAAACAAAAAAAAAAAACUACUAGCCAAGUCACAAAGAAAAUGGGUUGCACAUAGACUUAUGGAAUAAAGUUUAAUUUGUGAUUUUGUUGUUUCUAAUCUUGAUGUAAAUUUACACUAUUUAUAAAUACAUAUUUAUUGCUUGAAAAAAAACAAAAACUUUGUGGAUGGAAUGCUGUUAUUUUUUCCAGAGUACCUGCCAUUAAAAUUUGAAGGAGUCCUCUGUCAUUUUAACACGACUCCUCCUACAUUUUCUAAAUAUAUAUAAAUAAAAAUUUGCUUAGCAAAGCAUUGUGUACAGAAACGGACGUUUAAAAAAAAGUUUGUUUUAUUUGUUUUGAAGAAUGUUUUAUGACGAGUCAAUAAACACAAAAAAGUUGUCAAAUGA